Messenger RNA from Octopus bimaculoides (California two-spot octopus), 1530 nucleotides. RefSeq names its product tyrosine-protein kinase JAK1. The record is from RefSeq and is a predicted model, not a curated record. Gene Ontology annotation, biological process: intracellular signal transduction; cell surface receptor signaling pathway via JAK-STAT; protein phosphorylation. Gene Ontology annotation, cellular component: cytosol. Gene Ontology annotation, molecular function: ATP binding; cytokine receptor binding; non-membrane spanning protein tyrosine kinase activity. Lineage: Eukaryota; Metazoa; Mollusca; Cephalopoda; Octopoda; Octopodidae.
AUGUUUAAAAGACAACAGAUUAACAAAAAUCUGAUGGAAGGAAGUUUUGUCAAAAAAUACAUUACUGAUAUUCUUCGGAAAAAAAGUCAUGAACCUGGAUGUUAUCUCAUUCAAUGGAACGUUGUCCAUCCAUUUCAUUACCAUAUUGCUCGUCUUAACCCAAAAUUUAACAGCAAAAAUGCAAAUGAAGAAGAAAUAUUGUAUGAAAUCAUUGACUAUUCUCAAAAGAAAUAUAAAGAAGCAUUUCCUUCUAGCACAAAUCUUUUGGAAUAUAUCAAAAGUAGUAAAGCAAGCCAAAUGUUGAAACCUGAUAAAUUUGCUCCUUCAAAUCUGUUGCUAUGUAAACCUGAAAAUUAUACUGGAAUACAAGAAUCAGUGACAAAACACUCACAACCUGAUAUACUUUCUCAGUCAGAUAUUCUUUUCCAAACAGAACAAGCUGUUAUUGGAAGUGGUGUGUUCACUGAUGUAAAGGUUGGUGUUUAUAAAGGAAAUGGAAAUAAACCUGUGGCUGUUAAGCAAUUGAAAGACUUUUCAGAUUCUCCAUACUAUUUACAGUUUUUCUUGAAUGCUAUUGAGGAUCAUUAUCUUCUGUCAAAGAAUCCAUCCUUUUUACAAAUGGAAGGAAUAAUUCUGAAGCCAAAAUGUGGUCUAGUAAUGGAAUAUGCAAAUCAUAAAAGCAUCAGUGAAUUUCUCUGUCGGAAUACUGACGUUCGUGUUGGGUUGAUAUUGAAAAUGGCAGCUAAGGUUUCAGAUGGAUUGACGUGUCUGCGGAGACAGAGUUUGGUUCAUGGUAACCUUCACUGUCGUAAUUUAUUGUUGUGUACAAUGAGCCAAGUGAAAAUAGCCGACGCAGGACUUGUCAAAGUUACAGAUCAUCUACCAUUAGAUAACCAAGUUAACACUGUCAGAAAACCCUGGUUGGCACCUGAGCUACAAAGUAAUUUACAGAAACCCACUUGUGAAUCUGAUAUGUUUGCAUUUGGAAGUUGUCUUUGUGAAAUGUUAUGUUUUGAUUGCAAUCCUCCGCAAGAAAACUUUCAAAAUCAAGCUAACUGUGCACAUGUUUGCCGUUUACUGAUUGAAUCCAAAGCUGCCAGCAAGAAUGAUGGCAAUGCCGAGCAGCUUGAUGCGAUCUACAAGGAAGUUCAUUCCUUAAUACUUGAGUGCCGUGCAAAAGGUAGUGAAUGCCGACCUAAACCAGGUGAUGUAAGCAAAAUAUUACUGCAGUUGGCUGAUAAAUUGAUGAAUGUACCGGAAUUAAAGUACAGUGAUGAUGACAUCGAACUCAUCAAAGCAGUGCACAGCAGUGACAGUACACAAACUUUAUGCAAUCACAAAUGGAAUAGAGAAGUUUUAAGACCACCACCAAUCACAGAAGAGCUAAAACGCCUUUGUUCGCAAGUUCCAAGAACCAACACAUCCGUAGCAUUGCCCAAUCCACUGGAAAUAUUUAGAAAAGACAUGGCUAUGGAGUCUGUUCUUGGACAGGUAAGGAAAAAAAAAACAGAUUAAUUUUAUGUGCUUUUU